GUUAGAAGCAUACAGGGUUCAGUCGAAGCCGCGCAUUCGUGUGGCACGCAUCGUGCGUUGCUGCGUGCGCUUUGUAGAACAAAUUUUCACGAUAGAGUUAUGCCCGUGGUCCCAGUACAGAAUUGAAAAUAAUAGCGUGCACCACCCAUAUGAAAAUAUAUACACAAGGGAUACAGUGAGCGAGUGCGUGAGAAGGUACAAAAAAUUCUAGAGUAUACAAGUGACACUAAUAAAAUAAUUCCUAGAGGAAUUUGCUUCGUUAAAAAAAAAAACAUUCAAUUACAUAGAGAAAAAGGAUAGCCGUCGUCAACAGCUGAGGCCUCUGAUAUCCUUGGGAUCGUUCCAGGUCCUGUAAUCACUUGGUCCGUGGCGAGUUUAAAUGCCAGGGUAUCGGUAGUGUUCCGUGGGAGUUAUCGAGCGAUAAAGAGACCUUAAAAAAAAUGUAGAAACAUGGCGCGUUAAUUUUAUCGUGCUGUCGAGCGCAGAGAGACAUAUUUUACGUAUGAUAGAGAAAAAAAUAAUUUUACGUGUAUUCGGUAGACGGAUGAAGGCGUGCGAAUCCAUGGGGAGAAAUUGGUUGGUUGAAAGUGCUUGAGUUCUUUUUUUUGGUGCUUGUUUAAAAGUGAAUGGUGCGUCUAGUUUCGUUAUAGUGGAUCAAUCGAGAAAAGGGUAUUAAAUAUUGCGAAGAGGAUUGAGAAAUAAAAGUGACGAUCAUGAGACCGGAGUACGGAAGAAGGUCGCAUAGGGCGAGGAGAUAUCGUGAGGAACAAUCAAAGCCAGGCCAGCUGGCCUGAGCUAUGCCAGCCAUUAGAUCAUCCUUGGAUUCGCAGUUGGUGGGAGUUCCAGGUACGCCAUCGCCAGGAAGAGUCUGUGCCACGCGUAGGGACCUCUUCCUCUCGGCGACGGUCGAUCCGCGUCCAGGUCGUGCUAUACACUGUCCUGAUCUAAAUGCUUGCCUGGUGAACGAGGGUCGUGCCAUUCCUGACGAGGUCGACUGUCAAGCUGUCCACUUUGGAUACGCCAUACCGGUGAACGUGGUGCCUCUAAGGGAACGUCCUGAUCUUGCUGAGCUGGUCCUGGACUCGACGAGCGAGCUCAGCUCUCAGGCAGUGAGCUAUCUCCUGGAUCAUCAUCCCCAGUUGCGGCAACAGAGACAAAUGGCGGCCACUGCCAAACACGAUCUUCGCAGGAAGUUCACGGCUGACUCCUCUGGCGAGGAGGACAUCGCAGCCAUAGCUAAACAGAUCAGCGACCACGCAGAGGCUAUAUAUCAGACGUGGAAGAGCAGGGGAUUGGCUCCUACGGAAAUACUUAAUUGCCAUAGCAAUGCCACAGCUGCUGACAAAUUUGGUACGGUAUUGACGCCAACGUCGACGAACAAAGGAUCACCCUCGGCGGUGGAUAUCCUGGCGCAAGCACCUAGUCUAGACAACAACAAUCUGGAGAAGCUUGUGAACAAUUUCGUAGUGGAGGACAAGGCGAGGAUAGCCGCGUCGAGGCAAAAGUCACCAGCGAAGAAUCUACCAUCUUCCAUACAGUUUGCCUUACAGAAAUUCGAAAGGAACACGCCCCAGUCUUCACCGGCGAAGACGCCGACGACGCCGGUGAAGCCUCAGGUGCAACCAAAGUCCCUUAGCCUGACAUCGCCUACCUCGACCUUUCCAAAUAAACCGUCGCAAAUAGUAAAGCCCCAAGUCUCACCCAAGACCCCCGGUGCUCACCACAAUGAGAUAUUCCUGGAGACGAUAGAGACGACCUUCCCGGCCGAUCUGACGCCCUCGAAGAUCAUUGUCCAGCAGAAGAGGCCGAUGAGUUCAGUUAUAUCCCCGGUGACGGCGGAAGCCAAUCCCAUGUCCUCGGGUCUAACAACGUGGCCCCUGAAAAACAAAAUAGGUGAACCAAAGAAAAGCAUUAAGAGUCCCCAGAGCCCAGAACCGCGUACUCCAACGAAGGAGGAGAAGCACGCGACACUGCCUAAUAAAAAUUCCAAUUCUACUGCAUACAUGGACGAGGUGGCGCGCGAGGAAGAGCGGCUGAUAAACGCAUUGAAGACCGGAGCCGUGAUAAUCGAUGAACCACUGGAGAGUACGAGCAGUCCCAUCAGUAAGCAGAAACCAGCCAUAAAGAAGGAGAGGCCCAAGGUCGAGCCAGUGAAGCCUAUAAUCCUGAGCCACAACCACAGCAUGGUGUCACCAGGAAUAGCCAACAGUGCUGGUGGCGCAGAAGCAAAGUCUCUUACUAAGGAUGACUUGUCCACCAUGUCCAUUGUGGAUUAUGCCAAGGUCCGUUAUAGGGCUGCGCAACAGAAUCCAGUGACACAACAAAGAUUAGAGGAGCACAGAAAUUCUGGCAACUUCAAUUCCACCGAGCAGUUGGUAUCGACAACAAGAACAAAAUUCGAACCUGAGACCAGCAAAGACAAAGAGUCCGGUAAGGAUGAGCGUGACUUCGCAACCUCUAGGUGGGGACCCAGGAUAAAUUCACCAAGACCAAGAUUGGAACAGGUCCCACAUCCUGAGUUAACUACACAGCAGAGGCAGCAUAUUCGCGCAGCAGCUACCGGAACCGGAAACAAUCCUGUCAGACCAUUUCUCACAAGAGGUUCCGUGGCAGAGCGCGUCCUCAUCUUCGAAAAGUGUCCGAGUGAGCUUCUUCUGGAUAAACGUGGACCAAGGCAACCCGCCAUUAACACCUGGAGAACCGGUCACGAGGUCCAGAGUAAAGCUCAGACCUACGUGCGAGAGAAGACACAGCAGAAGAGUUUACCACCUCACACGACUCUUCAGAGACAUGUUAAGGCUAACAGAAAUGUUCAUAUACCAAGAUUUUAUUUCCCUGGCGGAAAACCAAGUUCGCCCGCGCAAUUGGAGGCGACUGUUGCACGAAUCACAGCGGCCUUCCAGGCUUUACCUGGACAACAAGCGGCGCGCGCACAAUUCCAUGCAAUUACCAAAGCUUGCGAUUUGCCACUGUACUGGAAGAUUCCCCUGUUCCUUGCAGCUGGUGGAGAUCAGAAUGGAUUUGUCGAGAUGAAUCCUUACCUUGAUUUUUGGAAAGAAUUAUCCAAUACGCACCAUGACGCUGCUAGCAAGUUUGUCAGGAUCACGACAAGAGGUCUCAGGAACAAUAUCCUUCCGGAAGAUCUUAUUCCUCUGGUGCAGGACGUGGUCGAGACCCAUCCUGGUCUGACUUUCCUUAAGGAAGCUACAGAGUUUCAUUCUCGUUACGUUCACACGGUCAUCGCCAGGAUAUUCUACUGCGUUAAUCGUAGCUGGAGUGGCAAAAUCUCAGUUGCUGAAUUACGAAGAAGCAAUCUUCUGGCUGUUAUUGCUGUGCUAGAGCACGAGGAGGAUAUCAAUCAAGUUACUGCAUACUUCAGCUACGAGCACUUCUACGUUAUCUAUUGUAAAUUUUGGGAACUUGAUCGCGAUCAUGAUCUCUACAUCGACAAGAUGGAUCUCACCAGGCACAAUGAUCAUGCACUAUCUACACGCAUGAUUGAGAGAAUAUUUAGCGGCGCUGUUACCAGAGGAGGUGUCAAAAGUGGAAAUGGAACUCCGCAGCCAGAAGAUAAAAUGAGUUAUACAGAAUUUGUCUGGUUUUUACUCAGUGAGGAAGAUAAAAAUCAUCCCACAGCAAUAGAGUAUUGGUUCAGAUGUAUGGAUUUGGAUGGAGAUGGUUACUUGUCGAUGUAUGAAUUGGAAUAUUUUUAUGAAGAACAAUUGCAUCGCAUGGAAGCCAUUGCUAUAGAGACUCUGCCAUUCGAAGACUGCCUCUGUCAGAUGCUGGAUAUGAUUCAUCCAGUAACACCAGGAAAGAUAUCGCUGAGUGAUUUGAAGAAAUGCAAGAUGACUUCCAUCUUCUUCGAUACAUUCUUCAAUGUUGAAAAAUAUCUAGACCACGAGCAGAGAGAUCCAUUUGCAUCUACAAGGGAUCACGACGCGGACGGUCACGAGCUAUCCGAUUGGGAUCGGUUCGCCGCUGAAGAGUACGAACUCCUGGUUGCCGAGGAAAGCGGUAACGAACAGAGUGAACAGAUGUUGUACGAAUCCGCGUCAGAGGAUGCUCUCUCCCCAAAUCUGGACGUCCUCGUCGGAGAGUCCGUGGAUCUUCCUCAGGACGGUAUCCCAUUACGAUUCCACGAAGAGAUAUCGUCCGUGAUACAACAGCAAUUGAAGAGUCAGCACUACGACAGCUGUGACAGCGAUGACUAUGCUGACAGUGACAAUUAGUCCAGUUGGUGCCUCCAGUGUAAAGAGAAGCAAAGAAUUUGAUGAAUCCUGUAAAAGAGGAAGACAACAAUUAAUAAUUUCUCACAAUAAUAUAAAUAUUCCUUAAAGGGAAUAUAACUGAACAACAAUGACUGUACAAGAGAAAGAAUCAUAAAGUUGGAGGUGUCGAGAGACAGAUGUAACAAACACUUCUGUUAAAUAAUAUCAAGAGAAAUUGUGUUACUGAAAAGAUAAACUAGAAACGGGAUAGACUACAGAUGAUAAUCCCACGGUUGUUCAACGCGUUACAACGUUGUGUACUUCAGGUUGUAAAUAGACUAAAUUAUUGACAGAUCUAUUAUUACUUAUUAAUUUUAAUGUAAAGGAGUUUCUAGUUAAACGAGAAUCAGUCACUCUCCGAAAUUAUAAUGAAUUACACGUGACAAUUAUACAGGUCGUUUAGUUCGGUAUAUUGCACUUGCUUUUCGACCUCUAUAUAUUGAUAUAUCGUCGACGACGCGUUAUUAAUAUAAUUACAAUUACAUUAUCACCACGUAUUACCAUUGCAUACGAUUAAAAUAUAUACAUGUACGUACGACUUAAGUAUUUAUAUACCGAGGUAGUAAUCGAGAAGUACCGAAGUUAUUUAUAUACGGUGUCCUUUUUAACGCGAUCGCUUAGAAACUAUAGAAAAAAAAAUAAUAACGCUCUUCCCAAUAAUGAUGAAAGGAUCGCUAUACGGAUUUAGAUAUAUAUAUAAAAGCGCAUACAGGAAAAUGACAUGGGCCACGUGACCAACAAUGAAAAACAAAGAAGACAAUAGGGAACUGAUAUUUGUCUCAUUGUUAACGAUCGCUACGAGACGAGAAUCGAUUAAUGUCUCUUGGAUUAGUCACACAGAGAAAAAAAAACCAAAGAGACGCGACUUGUUCUUGCUUUUUUCUUUCUUUCUCACUUUUUCUUUUCCUCCUGUCACGCGUUUAAUAAGUCCAUUGCGCUGACGUGACUUCACCUAGGAACAAUGGUAUAAUCGCAUAAUUACAAACAAUAAAAAGUCAUGCUAGUAAAUUUCGAUUAAUGAGAAAACAGCAAAGCUUUGUUGCUAUUACCACAGCGUUAAUUACGGAUCUGCUAUAUCAAUUUACAAUAAAUAUUCUGCCAGACCUUUUGUACUUUGCUGUGAUUGCAUAUCUAAUUGUAUUACAACUAUUGGCGCCGGUACCCGGUUCACUGGAUGGAAGUUCCAGUAGAGGAGCUUGUAAUUUUCCUUUUUUUUAUUACUUUCCCAAAAUCAAUCACCAGCUAUUCCCUGUAUCGGCUUAACAGCUCAUACGUUAUCUGCCGUAGUCCAUUUUAAUUUUUACACGCGACAUUAUAUAGUUUUGGUUAAUCAAGACUGCUGGAUUGUACAUAUUAAUUUCUUGCGUUUAAGAAUAAUUUACCGUCAUUCGCGUAUACAUAAUCUUUCUAGUCCAAUGUGUGCUAUAUGAUAUAUCCCAGAUGCGGGAUAGAGAAGUCCUGAUGGGUCGUCCGUUUUUGAAUAAAUAAUAACCGAGCAUCAGAAUCAUCCCCGUUGGUAUUUCGCCUGUGGGAUUGAUAAAGUUAUGAUUAAAGAGAAGAGACAAAAAAGAAAAAAAAAGAUACAUACGUUAGUAGGUGGUAUUCACUUUCGUUGACUGUCCAAAGAUGUAACUAUUAUGAGUAGGUUGUUAUGGUUUUUGUACUAUUUAUACAUCCUAGGCUCCUUUUUAGCGUUCCAAGAUGAUUUAUAUAUUUAGGAACGAUUACGAUCAUUUAUUAAUGCAUUUUUGACGAUAUAUAUAUACGUUCGAUUGUUAUAAUAUAUUUAUUCAUUACAUCUAUAAUAGGUUUAUCGCUGUUCAGGCAAAUUGCGUGCCACCCAUUCUUAAUGCCACAGGCGUGAAUCUCUCUGUAUCUUUUUUUUUAUUAUUAUCCUCUGGUCGCGCCUGGUGGAAGAGUCUUGGAGAAAAAAAUUAUUAGUAAGAGAUCACUGUAUUGUUUUUUUUUGAUUUUGCUCGUAUCGCUUUUUGUUAAUUAUUAUAAAAAAGGCAAGAGUAUAAUAAUAAUAAUACCAAGAGAAUCGCAGAACUCUUACGUGUAACAGAACGUGUAAUAACGUUAUAUGAUAUUUUUAUCAAUUAUGAAUUUUCAUUUGUACCAUUAUCUUGUGCAUGAGUAGACGAGUAAGCCCAUUUUACGAGUUACAAAAUAAAUUCAAUGGUAAAUGAAUGAAUGGAGGAUGAAGAAUUAAUGAACGAUAAAGAGACUGUGGGAAUAUUAAUUAAAAAAGAUAUACGUAUACAACGGAUACGUAUGCGUUCAACCUGCAUUAAAUAAUUGUUUGAUAUUUU
Cephus cinctus (wheat stem sawfly) is the source of this 6583-nucleotide messenger RNA. RefSeq lists its product as uncharacterized. Gene Ontology annotation, cellular component: protein phosphatase type 2A complex. Gene Ontology annotation, molecular function: calcium ion binding; protein phosphatase regulator activity. The transcript is spliced from 12 exons. Bases 798 to 4232 code for a protein of 1144 amino acids. The record is from RefSeq and is a predicted model, not a curated record. Gene Ontology annotation, biological process: protein dephosphorylation. NCBI's taxonomy places the organism in Eukaryota, Metazoa, Arthropoda, Insecta, Hymenoptera, Cephidae.